UCAGCUGUCCCAUACUCUCUAUCAGUUAUCACACAUUGUGGUCGACAAUACAACACACACUAAGUGGUGGAGCCAAUACAACUUGCAUCCCCGGCCCCCACCCACCACCCCAUGGCCGGCGGAGACGCCACCACCGCCGUGGCAGGCGACCGCCCUUUACAGGCACCACUUCGGCUGGUUCACGACGUUGUGAGGAUCUCUCAGGCCGGCUUCUCAGGUUCUUUUCAGAAAGACUGUACUAAUUUGGCUAGGAGAGUCUCGCUCUUGGCUCAUUUGCUUGAAGAAAUCAAGGAGUUUAAAGGCUAUGAUGACAAUGGUCAUGCGGGCUCCUCUUCUUCUUCCUCCAAUUCUUCCCUUUUCGAUCUCUCUUUGGCACUUGAAGCUGCUAAAAGGUUGCUUCUUGCUGCGAACACUUUUGAUCCCGAGAUUUCUUCAGCUGAGUUGGCAAAGAAAUUCUCUUUUCAAUUCCAAUGUGUGACGUGGAAAUUGGAAAAAGCUCUAGCAAGCAUACCAUAUGAUCAUUUUGAUAUUUCAGAAGAAGUUCAAGAGCAGGUUGAAUUGGUUAGGUCACAGCUGAGAAGAGCCACUGAUAGAUAUGGUGGGCCUUUAAAUUCAAAUAUGUUAUCACGGGCAUUAUCACAACCCUUGAACAGAGAUGUUGAUCCAUUUCAUCUAAGGAAUAGAUUAAUUGGAAGCCUUCACAUAGCUAAUAUAGGUAAUAUUGAUCAUGGGCGAGAAAAGGUUGGGUCUGUUGCAAACAUUAAGGACUCAGAAGGCGAUGAUGGUUCAGUUCAAAUUGUUCAGGAGCAGGGAAGGCGCAAGAGUCUUUCCAGAUCAUCUAAGAUUUGUCAGCCAAAGGAUUCCGAGACUAAUGGCAUUGAUGAAUCUUGCUGUUCCACCAAGAGCCCAGAAGAGAACAAGAAAUCUGAUUCUUCUAUAGUUCCUGAUGAUUUCCUAUGCCCUAUAUCUCUUGAGUUAAUGAGGGAUCCUGUUAUUGUGGCUACAGGACAGACUUAUGAGAGAUCAUACAUCCAAAGAUGGAUAGAUUGCGGAAACACAACUUGUCCAAAAACUCAGCAGAAGCUUGAAAAUCUCAAACUUACACCAAACUAUGCUUUAAGAAGCCUGAUAAGUCAAUGGUGUACAGAGCACAAUGUAGAGCAACCAACAGCGUUAACAAAUGGGAGGAUCAAAAAGAGUGAUGGGUCAUUUCGUGAUGUUAGUGGGGACAUUGCAGCUAUUGAAGCACUUGUCCGCAAGCUCUCAAGCAGGUCCAUUGAGGAACGCAGGGCUGCUGUAGUAGAGAUUCGAUCACUUUCUAAAAGAAGCACAGAUAAUCGGAUCUUGAUUGCUGAUGCUGGAGCUAUUCCUGUCCUUGUUAGUCUGUUGGCAUGUGAAGAUAAUCAAACUCAGGAGCAUGCUGUCACUUCUAUUCUCAACCUCUCCAUAUUUGAAAAUAACAAGGGGCUUAUAAUGCUUGCGGGUGCUGUUCCUUCUAUUGUUCAGAUCCUUAGAGCUGGAAGCAUGGAAGCAAGAGAGAAUGCAGCAGCAACCCUCUUUAGCUUGUCCCUUGCAGAUGAGAAUAAAAUUAUAAUUGGCGCAUCAGGGGCAAUACCGGCUUUGGUAGAUUUGCUCCAAAAUGGGAGCACCAGAGGAAGGAAAGAUGCUGCCACAGCAUUGUUUAAUCUGUGUAUUUAUCAAGGAAAUAAAGGCAGGGCUGUUAGGGCUGGCAUCAUUACAGCAUUGCUAAAAAUGCUGUCUGACACGAGCAGUGGCAUGGUUGAUGAAGCUCUGACUAUUCUUUCAGUUCUUGCUGGCAACCAAGAAGCUAAGGCUGCCAUUGUGAAAGCUAGCACAAUUCCUGUGUUGAUCGAUCUGAUGAGGACAGGUCUGCCGCGUAACAAGGAAAAUGCAGCUGCUAUUCUACUUUGCUUGUGCAAAAGGGAUCAAGAUAAUCUUGCUUGUCUAAGCAGACUUGGCGCGGUUAUUCCUCUUACAGAGCUUACCAAGAAUGGCACAGAGAGGGCUAAGCGGAAGGCUAAUUCAUUAUUGGAGCACCUUCGCAAGUCUAAUUAUCUGUAACAAGUGCUAUAGAGGUGAAGAUCCUCCCAAUUAUUUUUUUUUCUUUGAUUCUUAUAUUACAUAAUUCUACACGUUCUCUUUUUGAAGUGUGAAAAGAGAAAGAGCUAUUACAGAUGAGAAGAUGAAGCCAUUCUCAUCACUUGCAUUGUAUUUAUCUAUUGUUUGUGAGUGUAUCUCUUUCUUGUAUGACGAGUGUGCGAAAGAAAUCUCUGGACAUUUUUUUUUUAAAUUCAUUUAUUGAGACUAAUCAUACUGCUGGAUUUGAAUUCCAUUGGAAAAUUACAUUAUCUGCAAAGAAAUGUACAAUAAUAGUUUUUCUUUUC
Messenger RNA from Coffea eugenioides, 2405 nucleotides. RefSeq names its product U-box domain-containing protein 11-like. The record is from RefSeq and is a predicted model, not a curated record. Gene Ontology annotation, cellular component: nucleus; cytoplasm. Lineage: Eukaryota; Viridiplantae; Streptophyta; Magnoliopsida; Gentianales; Rubiaceae. Bases 112 to 2082 code for a protein of 656 amino acids. Gene Ontology annotation, biological process: protein ubiquitination. The transcript is spliced from 4 exons. Gene Ontology annotation, molecular function: ubiquitin-protein transferase activity; protein binding.